AUGUCUCUGACAGUGUCUCGGGGGGAAAGUUUGACAGUCAUCACCGUCACCUCAAACCCAAAGAGCAAAUGGCCCGUACUGUGUCAGAUUCUGGGUUUUCUCUGCUGUAGUCCAGUGUCUCCUGCAUCCUAUGAAAUGAAAGGGAAGUUGAUGCAUGUUCACACAGCUCUUGGGUACCUAAUAGUUGGAAUUUUGUGUGUUCUUCAUGCUAAAUUUCCUAGUACUUGUCUGCUGGUCAUCACAGUGAUUCUGAAUUUAGUCAGUGCUACACUGGCUAUCGCAGCUGUAGUGCUGUAUUCAAUUGACCUGAAUAGUAUUGCAACUCUAUACUGCAACUCCUACAGUUAUUCACAGACUGGUUACAGUGAUUUGCCUUUCACAACAAAGGAACAAAACACCAAAAUGUGUUUAGAUAGUAUGAUCCGCCAAGGACUAAAUAUCAUAAUGAUAGCACUGUUGGUCCUUCAGCUCUGUAUGACGAUCAUUUUCUAUGUUUUGACUGGAAAAGUGUGCAAGAAGGAUGAAGAUGUAAAGGUAGUGUAUCAUCAGCACUAUUACAACAAUCACUCAGUCAAAUCCACUGUGAUCAUGAGAGAGUUUCAGAGAGCUGCUCUGUGUGUUCAUGAUUGUUUGUGGUUUUGCAGUCGGUGGAAGAUCCAGAACUUCACAAGCCGCUGCAUGAAGAUGCCACUGCUGGUGCUGCAUGAAAAAAAAAAAAAAAAAUCUAUUAUGCAGAUAAUGCCGCAAGAACCAGCAACUGACUACAGAUCUUCCUCAUACUUUCCUCCCAUACAUUGUGUACACGCAUUUUCAUCAUUCAUUUUCACUACACACCCUUAAUAAAUCCUGACAGUAGUUUUUAAUGCCAAAAGAGAGAUUUAGCAUAAGCUGUUAGGAGUUUGUUACUUUUUUUUUUUUUUUUUUUUUUACUGUGAAACAAAAGUUAAAUGUGUUCAGAAAAGUAAGCAUAGUUUUAUUGACAAUGACAAAUUAUAUACCAAGUAUGAAACAUGUCCAGAGUUUUCUUGUUAUUAGAUUUUUAAUAAAAAAUUAAUUUGUACCAGUUGGGAAUUUUACCCCAUAGCCGUCCACCCUGGGGGCGUUUUACCCCACCUGGCUAGGGGUGUUUUACCCACAGACUUAAAUAACACAUGCUCCAUAUCUACAGGCCCUACUGUUCUAAUAUAUAACCGUGAUGUUCUACAAAACAAGCUUUAAAACACUUUUUUUUUCUUACUGCUGAAAGUUAGAUCAUUCACUGUGAAAUUAGUUUUCUUUCAGAUACAUCACCAGUGUAAGAUUCAUGGUGAAUAUUUCUGCAUCACUCUUGUCAAUGUAGUCUUUGGCUACAAUAAAAAUGUAUCUUGA
Molecule: messenger RNA, 1368 nt
Organism: Cyprinus carpio (common carp)
Lineage: Eukaryota; Metazoa; Chordata; Actinopteri; Cypriniformes; Cyprinidae
Exons: 4
Coding region: 1-840 (279 amino acids)
Cellular component (GO): membrane
Source: RefSeq, a predicted model, not a curated record